This is a messenger RNA of Plectropomus leopardus (leopard coralgrouper), 702 nucleotides long. NCBI's taxonomy places the organism in Eukaryota, Metazoa, Chordata, Actinopteri, Perciformes, Serranidae. The record is from RefSeq and is a predicted model, not a curated record.
AUGAACUCUGUUUGUCUGGAACGUGUGAGGACCCGGGACGCCGCCCUGAGGAGCUCCGCAACCAAAAACCGACCCCGGCUGGUGUCGGUCGGUCUGGACGCCAAGAACACGCUGUGUGUUUGGGACUGGAGGAGAGGUCGAGUCCUCGCCACGGCGACUGGACACUCGGACAGAAUCUUUGACGUGGCGUGGGAUCCGUUUCAGUCGAGCCGUCUGGUCAGCUGUGGAGUCAAACACAUCAAGUUCUGGACCCUAUGUGGGAACGCUUUGACGCCGAAGCGGGGGAUCUUUGGGAAGACAGGCGACCUGCAGACCAUCCUGUGUGUCUCUGCGGCCAAAGACGAGCUGACAUACUCUGGCGCUCUGAACGGAGACAUUUACGUGUGGAGAGGAAUCACGCUCAUCAGGACCGUGCAGGCCGCUCACGGGGCGGGGAUCUUCAGCAUGCACGCCUGCGAGGAGGGCUUCGCCACGGGAGGACGAGACGGCUGCAUCAGGCUGUGGGAUGUCGACUUCAAACCCAUCACCAAGAUCGACCUGAGGGAGGCCGAGCAGGGAUACAAAGGUCCGAACCACAAACAGAGGUCCUUGAACACCCUCCACCAGCCAUCCGGGUCCCUGAACACCCCCCACCAUCCAUCCAGGUCCCUGAACACCCCCACCAUCCAUCCGGGUCCCUGAACACCCCCCACCAGCCAUCCG